UUCCCUGAACAUCAUAAAAUGAUCUUGGACCGAUUGAAUGAACAGCGAGAGCAGGAUCGGUUUACUGACAUCACCCUGAUUGUCGACGGGCACCAUUUUAAGGCCCACAAAGCUGUUUUGGCUGCUUGCAGUAAGUUCUUCUACAAAUUCUUUCAGGAAUUUACUCAGGAACCUUUGGUGGAGAUAGAAGGUGUCAGUAAAAUGGCCUUUCGUCAUUUAAUUGAAUUUACAUAUACAGCAAAGUUAAUGAUACAAGGAGAAGAAGAAGCCAAUGAUGUAUGGAAAGCAGCAGAGUUUCUACAGAUGCUAGAAGCCAUCAAAGCCCUGGAAGUCAGGAACAAAGAAAAUGCAGCUCCACUUGAGGAAAAUAACACAGGAAAAAGUGACACAAAAAAAAGAAAAAUUGCGGAAACAUCCAAUGUUAUCACUGAAUCAUUGCCAUCUGCAGAGUCAGAACCCGUGGAAAUUGAGGUUGAGAUUGCUGAAGGCACAAUUGAAGUAGAAGAUGAAAGCAUUGAGAUAUUGGAGGAAAUGACUUCUGCCAAGGAGUCUAUAAAAUACAUUCAGAGCUCAGGUUCCUCAGAUGACUCUGCUUUAGUUCUGUUGGCAGAUAUUACCAGCAAGUAUCGUCAAGGUGAUAGAAAAGGGCAGAUUAAAGAAGAAGAUGGCUGUGCGUCUGACCCAACAAGCAAACAGGAGCACAUGAAAUCACACUCCACUGAGAGUUUCAAGUGUGAAAUAUGCAAUAAAAGGUAUCUUCGGGAGAGCGCAUGGAAACAGCACCUCAAUUGUUACCACCUUGAAGAAGGUGGAGUCAGUAAGAAGCAAAGAACUGGGAAAAAAAUUCACAUUUGUCAGUACUGUGAGAAACAGUUUGACCACUUUGGACAUUUUAAAGAGCAUCUUCGAAAACAUACAGGUGAAAAACCUUUUGAGUGUCCAAAUUGUCAUGAACGAUUUGCAAGAAAUAGCACACUCAAAUGUCACCUGACAGCAUGCCAAACUGGAGUGGGGGCAAAAAAGGGAAGAAAGAAGCUAUAUGAAUGUCAGGUCUGUAACAGUGUGUUUAACAGCUGGGACCAGUUCAAAGAUCACUUAGUAAUUCAUACUGGAGAUAAACCCAACCAUUGUACUCUAUGUGAUUUGUGGUUUAUGCAAGGAAAUGAAUUAAGGAGACAUCUUAGUGAUACUCAUAAUAUUUCAGAGUGUCUAGUAACCGAAGAAGUUCUUUCAGUAGAAACACGUGUGCAAACUGAACCUGUAACAUCAAUGGCGAUUAUAGAACAAGUUGGGAAGGUACAUGUGCUACCAUUACUUCAAGUCCAGGUGGAUUCAGCCCAAGUGACUGUGGAACAGGUUCAUCCAGAUCUGCUCCAGGACAGCCAAGUGCCCGAUUCACAAAUGAAUGAGCUUCCAGAGCAGGUCCAGGUGAGUUAUCUAGAAGUGGGUCGAAUUCAGACUGAAGAAGGAACAGAAGUACAUGUGGAGGAGCUGCAUGUUGAACGGGUAAAUCAGAUGCCAAUGGAAGUACAAACCGAGCUUCUAGAAGCACACUUAGAUCAAGUGACCCCUGAGAUCAUGAAUCAGGAGGAGAGAAGGCCUCACCAAGCAGAUACCACUGAGGAUGCCAGGGACGAUCAGGAAGAUCCUGAGAGUUUAAAGACCAAACCAACAGUGUAUUCCCAAGCUGAAAAGACAGGGGAUGAGGAGGACAGAACAACUAUGCCAGUUUUAGAAUGAAAUAACAAAAUGAAUAUAUUUUUUAAUUUACAUGUUGGGUUUUUCAACUGAUUAUGGGCAGUGUGACUGUCCUUGUUGAUAGACAAGUGGACCAAAGUUAACUAUUUCUUGUUGUGCUGACUGUUUCUAUUGAACCACACUGGUUUCUCCCCACUAAAUGUUACAGAGGAGAGAACUUUCCCAUAAAUGAAUGGGAAACUUUGAGUAUAUUUCUGAAAAUUUAAAUGGGUUAUAUUCUUAUUAUAUAGUUGGGUACGAAUGUAUCUAUUUUCAUUGUGGUAAGGGUUUUCCCUUCUCUUCCCAGGUCAUGUUCUUCCUCAAAUUGUUUUCCCUAUUGUAAAAUCACCUGUAAAACCAUUAGAAUACAUGGUUAUGUAUUCUAAUGCAUGUUAGAAAAUUGAAUAUAUAGAAAAUACAAGGCUGCAUGAAGAAAAGUGCAUUGUUACUGUGCAGUUAAAUUUUGGCUUCUGGCUUCCUUUAGUUUGAAUACCAUUUUUGUCUCCCCCAAUAGUCACAGAUGCCAUCUCUGCAACAGGAACAGAGUGGGGGUGGCAAAAUUUCUAGAAUGU
Chrysochloris asiatica (Cape golden mole) is the source of this 2309-nucleotide messenger RNA. RefSeq names its product zinc finger protein 131 (gene ZBTB35). The record is from RefSeq and is a predicted model, not a curated record. The transcript is spliced from 7 exons. The coding region runs from base 19 to 1740 and encodes 573 amino acids. Gene Ontology annotation, biological process: regulation of transcription by RNA polymerase II. Lineage: Eukaryota; Metazoa; Chordata; Mammalia; Afrosoricida; Chrysochloridae. Gene Ontology annotation, cellular component: nucleus. Gene Ontology annotation, molecular function: DNA-binding transcription factor activity, RNA polymerase II-specific; protein binding; RNA polymerase II cis-regulatory region sequence-specific DNA binding.